CUUUCAAUGACUUUCGAUGUUCGACCUUGCCUUCCCUGCCAAGUAAGGGUGGGCACCGGGAAGGAUGCCCUCAGCGAUUGGGCUGGUUUAUUCUUCUUGGACUAAAAUGCGCCUCCCAGAAACCGAGUUCAAAUAUCAUGAAAGCCCAUGAGUGCUUUCAUCCAGUUGAAGCCCAGCAGUUUCUGUGGUGGUAAACGACCUAAACGCAUAUAACCAGUAUACUAUAUAGCCAAAAACCCUAGCUCUCCCUCGCAUUCCCUCGUGUUCCUGCGGCGCUGCAAAUCUCGGCCAAUUGUCAUCGGUAACCUCCUUUCUCCCUUCCCCUUCCUCUCGCCGUUCACUUCCAAUCUUCCUUCUGAGUUUCGCUAACUCGGUGAUCUCUUUUUCUCUGUUUUUUAGUAGAGGUAGCGGAAGGAAGUCGAAGGAGGGAACGAAAAUGAGCCGCGGAGCAGCAGGUGGUGCCGCCGGCGCCAAGGGCAAGAAGAAGGGAGUUACCUUCACCAUCGACUGCGGUAAGCCCGUCGAGGACAAGAUCAUGGACAUCGCCUCACUCGAGAAGUUCCUCCAGGAGCGCAUCAAGGUCGGCGGCAAGGCUGGAGCUCUCGGCGACGCAGUCGUCAUCACCCGCGAGAAGUCGAAGAUCACAGUCACCUCCGAUUCCAACUUCUCCAAGAGGUACCUGAAGUACUUGACGAAGAAGUACUUGAAGAAGCACAAUGUUAGGGAUUGGCUUCGUGUGAUCGCUUCCAACAAGGACCGUUCCAUCUACGAGCUGAGAUACUUUAACAUUGCCGAGAACGAAGGCGAGGAGGAAGAUUGAGAGUUAUCUCUGUAAUCGUUUCUGCCCAAUCGAGAAUCUUAGUUUUGAUUUGCAUUUAGGGUUUAAGUGAAAGUCUUGAAAUUUGUGAGUUUUGCCGAAUUCUAUCUAUAUCACAGUUUGCCUUGGUUGACAAUUUUGUGCUUAAGAACCCGAAUUUCUUCAAUGAUGUGCCUGCUUACAUUUGGCUGAAGUUUUAUCUUUCUACCAUUUAUUGGACACAACAUUCGAUUUUCCAGAUUUCUACAGUUUCUGGUAUUGCUACCGGAUGCAUUUGAAUCUCUUAUGUCCAUGUUUCUUCUCUAGCAAUAGCCCUAGUAUUGAGAUUACAUUUCCACUCAGCACAGUUUGUCCCAGUAUAGCGAUAUUUGCCUUUGAUGCCCUUGCAGCUACACUUAAUAUCUCUUUCGAUAUGGACACUCCUACGUUUUUAUCAUCAUCAGUGUCUUGGAAAAACAAAUCCAUGAGUUUAUAUCCUUUAUCUGUUCAAACUAGAUGCUGCAGUUCAUACUUUGCUAUGCCUUCAUCUUGGUUUCUCUUAGACAUCAAUAUGGCAGCAGCAUUGACUUGUUCUCUCACCAUUGUAGCAAUUUAGUCCUAGCAUCUUGGUGCCCAUUAUGAGCGCCAGAGAGCCUGGGUUUGCUUUGAGCAAGUCUCGCCAGGCUAGCUCUACGAAAUACUGAUUUUAUUCCAGCACUGCAUCCCAUGCCUGAUAAGUUGUAUGUCCUGAUGUAGCUCCUCAUUCUGAACUUCUUCCUCGCCAUGGAAAAUAGAGAUGGGUUGUUGGAGCGAACAUGGAAUUAUUGCAUAUCACAGGUCGAUUGCUUUUGGAUUUGUGCUGGUGAUCUUUAGGACAUCUGAGGCUACAUUGAAUGGGAUGCUUUGAAUCUUCUUUUUCGGCGAGUGGAUUCUGUUUAGUACAGGAGUUCUGGCAAGGUAUUCUGGAAUCCCAGUUUACUCCUGAAUAGUAUUAUGAGCUGGAAUGAUAUGGUAUCAUGGUGGAUGUUUUCGAAAUAAAGUCGCCCAUGGUAGAAGGCUGUAGGGUCUUGGUCUUGAGGUAGCAGCCUGUAGCAUGAGAAGUCGAGUUGGUAAAUACAGCUCGCCUUCUGCAGGUGUGGUUCAGAAAGAGUGAGGCUGCAGCUGCUACCUCCUAGAAUGUGAUUAAUUGGUGGGUUCUUAAGGAUUGGAGAUGUGGGAACUCAGGAAAUUGUUGCAUAGUUGGGACCAUUUGUUUUCCAUAUCAAAAUAGCAGACAACUCCCUUCAAUUCCUCGUACAACUGGCAUCGAAAGUUUCAUGGAGUCCUUCUUGAUCAUGGCGGUUACGGCGAUGGGCCCAAUGGCUGCUGAGGCCCUGCUUGGUAUCAUCAACGGCCUUUUGGGCUUGGUCUACUUCCACGGGACUGUGUUUUGCAGUGCCAAUGGAAACAUGGGUGCAAGCAAACGGCAGUUUUCCUGUUAAGCUAUAGUACAUGGCUCUGUUUAUGAUGCUACACCAUAUAAACAUGACUAUUGAUC
This is a messenger RNA of Linum trigynum, 2333 nucleotides long. Lineage: Eukaryota; Viridiplantae; Streptophyta; Magnoliopsida; Malpighiales; Linaceae. The record is from the annotation of a GenBank genome assembly.